Molecule: messenger RNA, 2191 nt
Organism: Ahaetulla prasina
Lineage: Eukaryota; Metazoa; Chordata; Lepidosauria; Squamata; Colubridae
Gene: RMND1
Product: required for meiotic nuclear division 1 homolog
Exons: 12
Coding region: 232-1545 (437 amino acids)
Biological process (GO): positive regulation of mitochondrial translation
Source: RefSeq, a predicted model, not a curated record
CGGACGUUUGAUAUAUCUUUCUCUCGCUCUCUCCCUUGAACCUGGCUGCGGCCACCUCAGCCUAUAGGAGCUGGGGAGCUUCCUACCUGGGCGGGCCACUCCAGGUCAAGGCCUGGCGGAGGUUGUGAGGAAGGAGAGACACCUUUUCCGAUGGGCUGCUUAGCUUCUGUUUUUCUAUUGGAAUCAAAAUAUGGCUAAAAUGGAAGGGAAAGAGGGGAUCUCAAUGAAAAGAUGGCAAUGAAACUAUUGGGAUUCCUGGCUAGAUCAUCAUAUACAAUAAGCCAGUGCCGAUACUUCCCUACUUAUGGAUAUUUAGCAUCAAGCAACAACUUGCUAUCAGUAAAUAGAUAUCUCAGGCUAUGCAUCCCAGAGGCAACUCCUACUUUUACUAGCAAUUGCAUGGACAAUUCAAACUGGUUUAGUCCACAAAUUACUAUUGGUGCUAAAGCAAAAAUUAUCAAUUACUUGACUAUGGAUGCUUGUCUUUCAUCCAGAGAACUUCAUCCUCUUAAAGCUUCAAUUUUUAAGCAGAAAUUAAAACAUAUAAGAAUACUUACUGGAAUACCCAAUAGAUAUUAUUCAGUUUUAUCGCCUAGUAAACUUCAACCAAAUCAAGAUAUUGUACCAGUUAAGCGUCUACCAAAAGCAUCAAGGACCAAGCAGCCAUCAAGAAUUAAUCUGCCGCUACCAUCUGAAGCUAAGGAUGUGAUGCAAUGUAUAGCCUUUGCAACAGCAGAUGCCUAUCAUCUUGGUAAUCUAUGCCUUGACCUGGUCUCAUCUGGAUAUGUUGAAAUCACAUUACCUAGAGAUGCAGCAAAUGUUUUGGUGGUUGGCACAGAAAAGACAGCCAAAGAUCAUGAUUUGGGGAUCAUAUUUUUCUUCAAGGAAGGGUCUGUUGUGUUUUGGAAUGUUGAAGAAAAAACAAUAAAGAAUAUUUUUCGAAAACUGGAAAAACAUGAGAUCCAGCCUUAUGAAAUUGCAUUAGUUCACUGGGAAAAUGAAGAGAUGAACUAUAGAAGAGGAGAAGGGCAGUCAAAACUUCAUAAAGGAGAAAUCUUGAUAAAUUCAGAAUUAGAAAUGGAUGAUUUCAUUUUAGAGAAGUUUGCUUUUUCCAAUGCUCUCUGCCUUUCUGUAAAACUGGCCAUUUGGGAAGCAUCGCUGGAUAAUUUUGUAGAAUCUAUCCAAUCAAUACCUGAGAUGCUUAAAUUAAGAAAGAAACUGAAACUGUCUCAUGCUGAUGUUAUGCAGAAAAUUGGGGAACUGUUUGCCUUGAGGCAUCAUAUAAAUCUGAGUUCUGAUCUGUUGAUUACCCCAGAUUUCUACUGGGACAGAGAACAUCUUGAACAACUGUAUGAUAAAAUGUAUCGGUUUCUCAGUAUUGAUCGCAGAGUUAAGGUAGUAAAUGAAAAGCUCCAGCAGUGCACAGAACUGACAGAUCUGAUGAGAAAUCAUUUGAAUGAAAAACAUGCUCUGCGCUUGGAAUGGAUGAUAGUAAUACUCAUCACAAUAGAGGUCAUGUUUGAACUCGGAAGAGUGUUUUUCUGAUACCAGGAGUACAUUGCAACAGACAUUUUACAAGACUAGUCGCUAUCUGAGCAACAGGUUUAUUGGACUUCAACUUUGUCCAUUUUGGAAAGUGAGCAAAUGCCAUGAUAAAUUUAUGGACAUUUGCUACAAAAUGUUGGAGAGUCACUGCAUUUAAUUUCAUAUUUCAUCAGUUACUUUGUUUUCGUGGAAUUCAUAGUGUAAAAACAUUAUGAGGCUGGUUCUCUCUGAUGGAUGCAGAUUAUCUGUUGCAUUACAUGAAAAGGGUAUAUACAGUAUGUACAUUAAGCACUUUUCUGUAUAUAAGCUGUACAUUUUUUUACAAUACAUUCAAUAGAAUUAAGAAAAAUAUGUAUAUAAUAUGCCAUUAUGUAUAUGGGGAGCCAAUGCGUAGAAAACCUAAUCCUUAUUGUACAUUUAUGAAGGAAGAAAAUUAAAAAUUCUCUUCAGCUAAAACAGUAAUUUUCUUUGGAACUGCUUAAUCACAAAGAUUUUAUAAAUUCAGACAAGUUUCUUCAAGAAGCAAGAGAAGUUUAAUCAAAGCAAUCUCUUUUGACUGUAUUGCCUUAGAUUUUCCUUAGUAACCAUUAUGGAUGUAUGAACACCAACUGAAAAGCUGUGAAAUAAAAUAAAUGAUUGUAAGAAA